AUUGGCUCCUGGGGUAGCAAAGCAUUCGGCACUUUCCAAGAGAAGUGUCUUAUGAUAAAUUUAACGUUUUAAGGGAGGGCUCGCCCAGGAGAUUUUGUUUUAUAUUCAGUUCGGAAGUAUCAUAAUUCAUCCGGAGCCAUGUCCAUGUAUCAGGUAAAGCCCAUCUGCGGGGGUGACAUAAAAGUUGAUUUGCCGACGUGCAUGUACAAGUUACCGAACAUCCAUGCGCAGUCUGACAGUGGCAGCUGCAUCGACAAUGUGCUACAGAAUGGAGAGGUAGACCCAGAUCUGAAGGCUCUGGAGCUGCGUCAAGAUGAGAUCUUGCGUAGACUGUAUGAGCUGAAGGCGGCGGUAGACGGCCUGGCCAAGACCGUGACCACCCCUGAUGCAGACCUUGAUGCAACGUCCCUCUCCUCCCCCCUGUCUGCACCAAAACAGGUGGCAAACCUGGACUCAUUAUUGGGAAAGGACCUGGGUGCCCUUAGGGACAUAGUGAUCAACGCCAAUCCAUCCAGUCCACCCCUGAGCCUGCUGGUCCUCCACGGGCUCCUCUGCCAGCGCUACAGCGUGCUGUCCACGGUGCACGUCCACUCCUCCAUCUCCGCCGUCCCACCAAAGCUGCUCAACUGCCUGGGGCCCCGCCACCCCGACAGCUACACACGCCAGCGCUUCCAGCUGGGCUUCACCCUCAUAUGGAAAGACGUGCCCAGACUUCAGAUGAAGUUCAGCGUGCCCAACAUGUGCCCCAUCGAGGGCGAGGGUAACGUGGCCCGCUUCCUGUCUCGCCUGGUAGGCCUGGAGCCACGCGACCCGGUGGCGGCCACGCUCUCCGACAGCUGGGUGGACACGGCCUUCUUCCAGCUGGCGCCGGGCAGCUCCAAGGAGCGGGCGGCCGUGCUGCGGGCGCUCAACGCAGCCCUAGGACGCGGGCCCUGGCUGGCGGGCGCAGACCUCUCGCUGGCCGACGUGGUGUGCGCCUGCUGCCUCCUCGGGACGGGCACCACUGCCGCCUCUGCCCCUGCCAACGUCCAGCGCUGGCUCAAAGGCUGCCAGAACCUGGGCAGCAUGGCCUGUAUUAACCCCCUGUUGCAGUGACCCACCCCUUCCCCUCCCUGUGGAGAGACAUCAUAGAUAUGAACACUAGCUGCUGUGGUUAGGAUGCCGUCUUGCGCCGGUAAUCCUAUGUUUUUCAUAGAUAUUGUGUUGGCGCCACAUACAGGAUAAUAUGCGUAUCGCCUUGUCACCGAUUGAUGGCAGUGGUAGUGAUACCGGUUAAACGUGGCGGCGCGAUCUGACUUCAGCCAUUCGUUCCAAUACAAAGGAGUGGGCAACGCGGCAUCUAGUGUUCAUAUCUAUGGAGAGAAGUAACAUCCAUGCCAAGAGGAACAUAUCAUGAUCGAACUGAUGAGGCCUUUGUAGACCCUACAUGACAUGAGGUGUAAGACACGAGGAGUGUGUGGGUGUGUGAUCGGAAAUGCUGGUCUGCUGCUCUGUAAGUUAACUGUGUUAUAACAUCAUAAUUUAUGAUGUUUUGUAUGAGAAGCAAACUAAUAAAUAAAGAGUAACUACAUUAAUCUUACUCCGGUUGACGCAUCAUUUAUACAUUGUUGUCAUGUAGGGUAUACAAAGGUCUUUCCCUGUAGCGUUUUAAGAGACAAACCCCUAAGAAGUGGACCUUUAGACAAGAUAUAAUAAGAGAUCCCGGUGGAAGAAGAGAGAGAGUAUACAGUACUGUUGUAAAACACACAUCUCCCCCUUUGUGCCUAAUAUGACGUCGUACUAGAUGUGUGAGGUGCAAUGCUAACGCUAACAUUUUUUAAAACAUUCUGAGAUGUUUUAACAUUUUGAAAUGUGAAGAACAGGUCCUGCUAAUGUUGGAAGCAGUAUGACGACGCUGUAGAGUUAUUUUGUCUUUCUGUUCAAAGUCUAUUAAAUUUUUCCACUUUGUCUCAUA
Molecule: messenger RNA, 1954 nt
Organism: Engraulis encrasicolus (European anchovy)
Lineage: Eukaryota; Metazoa; Chordata; Actinopteri; Clupeiformes; Engraulidae
Gene: aimp2
Product: aminoacyl tRNA synthetase complex interacting multifunctional protein 2
Exons: 4
Coding region: 139-1095 (318 amino acids)
Cellular component (GO): aminoacyl-tRNA synthetase multienzyme complex
Source: RefSeq, a predicted model, not a curated record